GAUGGUAACGGAGUGUUGUAUGUCCCACUGUCACUCAGAAAACAUCAGACACAGGUAGCAUGUCAAAACUCUACGAUUUCAACUGGCAAAAGCCUAUUCCAGACUUUAUGCAAGAUGGAGCAUAUUUUGACAGAUUUGAUGAGGAUCCAUUUGUAUUUGAACCCAACUGCUUCUUCAAAGUUGAUGCCUUUGGAUUCUUCCUCACAUGGAAGAGUGAAGGAAAAGAGGGCCAGGUUUUGGAAUGUUCCUUGAUCAACAGUAUUCGUAAUACACCCGUGCCUAAGGAUCCAAAGGUUCUGUCCUUGCUCGAGGCCACAGGAAAAAGUGAAAGUGACUUGGAGGGCAGAAUCGUCUGCAUAUGCAGCGGCACCGACCUGGUCAACCUCAGCUUCAUGUAUAUGGUCGCGCAAAACAUUACCGCUGCCAAGCGGUGGACUGAAGCCUUGCGGUCACUGAUUCACAACUCCAGAGCAAACAGCGUGUGCCCAAUGACCUGUUUAAGGAAACACUGGAUGAGACUGUCAUUUCUGACCAAUGUGAAUGGAAAAAUACCUGUGAGAAGCAUUACAAGAACUUUUGCCUCAGGCAAGACAGAAAAGGGUAUAUUCCAGGCUUUGAAGGAUCUCGGUUUGCCCAGCGGGAAGAAUGAUGAUAUCGAGCAUGCGGUAUUUACCUUUGAUAAGUUCUACGCACUUACCCAGAAGAUUUGCCCUAGAACUGACAUUGAGGAGCUCUUCAAAAAACUCGUUGGAGAGAAAAAUGAUAAUUUAAAUGUAGACCAGUUUAUCAGCUUUUUGAAUGAAAAUCAGCGGGACUCCCGUCUGAAUGAGAUCUUGUUUCCGUUCUAUGACGCCAAGCGGGCCAUGCAGAUUAUAGAGACGUAUGAACCUGAUGAGAGGCUGAGGAAGAAAGGCCUGAUGUCCUGUGAUGGUUUUUGUCGGUAUCUGAUGUCUGAUGAGAAUGCCCCCGUGUUUCUGGACCGCCUAGAGGUGUACCAGGACAUGGAUCAACCUCUGGCCCACUAUUUCAUCAGCUCCUCUCACAACACGUAUUUGACUGGGAGGCAGUUUGGAGGGAAGUCAUCUGUGGAGAUGUAUCGCCAGGUGCUCUUGUCAGGCUGCAGGUGUGUGGAAUUAGACUGCUGGGAUGGGAAAGGAGAGGACCAAGAACCGAUUGUAACACAUGGUAAAGCCAUGUGCACAGACAUUCUGUUCAAGGAUGUCAUUCAGGCCAUCAAAGAAACAGCAUUUGUGUCAUCGGAAUAUCCUGUAAUUCUGUCAUUUGAGAACCAUUGCACGAGGCACCAGCAAUAUAAACUCGCUCGAUACUGUGAGGACAUUUUUGGAGAUAUGCUCCUUAAACAGCCAUUAGAGGACUAUCCGAUGGAGCCUGGACGGCCAUUGCCUUCCCCCAAGGUCCUUAAGGGAAAAAUUCUUAUCAAAAACAGAAGAUUAAAGCCCGAAGUUGAAAAGAAACAGCUUGAGCACUUUAAAAAGCACAUGGAGGCUGGCACUACCACAGCUAUAUUAGAGGAUGAAAUUGACGAGGAAAUGGGAGCUGAUGUUGUGGAUGAGGCUCACCCAGAACGAAUCCAUGGAUGUGUUAUUGAUCAACUGUACAGCGGUGACAGAGAUCCGAUCAAAGCCAGAAAGGGAACUGAAGAUGACAUCGCUGAGGUGGCAGGCACAACAGACCUAAGACAGGUGUCUGAGGCCCCUUAUCAGGAUAAUGGAAAAAAGGCAGCCGAGGCAAGUUUGACUACUGAGGAAGCUUUGAUUAAGUCUUACCAAUAUGUCGCUGCCACAACAAACAUCCACCCAUACCUCUCUAACAUGGUCAACUAUGCUCAGGCUGUCAAGUUCAUGGGAUUUGAAGAAGCUGAAGAGAAGAACAUUCACCACAACAUGUCAUCAUUCAAUGAAUCACUGGGGCUGGGUUACUUAAGGACCAAUGCUAUUGAAUUCGUAAACUACAACAAGCGGCAGAUGAGUCGGAUCUACCCCAGAGGAGGCCGUGUGGACUCCAGUAAUUAUAUGCCUCAGAUCUUCUGGAACGCUGGCUGCCAGAUGGUAGCUCUGAACUUUCAGACCCCAGAUCUGGCUAUGCAGCUCAACCAGGGGAAGUUUGAAUACAAUGGAGCUUGUGGGUAUCUGCUAAAGCCAGAUUUCAUGCGUAGGCCUGAUCGCACGUUUGAUCCUUUCUCUGAAACUCCCGUGGAUGGGGUAAUUGCAGCUACUUGUAGCGUUCAGGUGUUCUCAGGUCAGUUUUUGUCAGAUAAGAAGAUUGGCACGUACGUGGAAGUGGAUAUGUAUGGACUACCCACAGACACAAUUCGCAAAGAGUUCCGAACAAAAAUGGUGAUGAACAAUGGACUCAACCCUGUGUAUAAUCCCGAGCCCUUUGUGUUUAGAAAGGUAAUCCUGCCGGACCUGGCGGUACUGAGAAUUGCGGUGUAUGAUGACAGCAAUAAGCUGAUUGGUCAGAGAAUUCUCCCACUGGACGGUCUGCAGACUGGGUACAGACACAUCUCCCUGCGAAAUGAGGGCAACAAACCCCUCUCCCUGGCCACUGUCUUUUGCAACAUCAUCCUCAAAACAUAUGUGCCUGAUGGAUUUGGAGCUAUUGUGGAUGCACUGUCUGAUCCCAAAAAGUUUUUAUCCAUCUCUGACAAGAGAGCUGACCAAAUGCGCGCCCUGGGCAUCGAGACGUGGGAGAUUGCUGAUGUGCCAACUGACAGUCCAAAAAGGAGCAAGAAAGGAAAAUUGAAUCACGUGAGAACUGCAGAGAACUCAACAUCAAGGCACAGUACCAGCGGCUCUUCACAUGCAGGUAUUGAAGCUGUAGAUGUGUCUGCCCUUGUGCCUCAAGUCAGUGUUGAAGACUUAAUGGAAAUGAAGACCUAUUUGAAACUUGUGAAGAAGCAACAUAAAGAGCUAAAUGCAUUGAGGAAAAACCAUGCUAAGGAACUCACAGCAAUGCAGAAGACUCACUGCAGCCAAGUGGACAAGAUUGUUAAAGAGUAUGAGAAAGAAAAACGUACUUUAGAGAAACAGCUGAAGAAAGCAAUCAAGAAAAGAGGUGAAGCUAACUGCUGUGAAAUGCAGAGGGAGGCUGAAAUGAAAAUCAAGACUAUGACUGCAGACAAUAAAACAAAGGUGAGGAAUAUGAUUGCUGCUCAUGCGGUGGAGUGGUCUGACAUGAUGAAGGGCCAGACGACUGAGACUGAAGAACUGAAGGAGAAACAUGUGAUUCAACUGUGUGAUCACCUCAAAAAGCUACUCCUCAUGAUACAAGAACAACAGACACGACAGCUCACGCUCAUCCAUGACCGAGAGAAUGAGGAGAUGCGGACUAGGCAGGCUAAGCUGUCCAUGGAAAACAGUAAAGCUAUCAGUCAAGACAAGAGCAUCAAAAACAAGGCUGAAAGAGAGAGGAGAGUCCGGGAGUUAAAUAGCAGCAACAUAAGAAAGUUUCUUCUUGAGAGAAAAAGGCUUGUCAUGAAACGGACAGAGGAGAUUGAACAGCUGCAAAAAGCUCAGCAUGAGCAGCUGGAAAAACUGGAGAAAUAUAAUGAAGAGCUUUUGAAAUCAUACCAUUUAAAAUCUCAAUUCCAAGGUGAUGCAGCGUGUGGAAGUGUUGCAGAGGAAGAUGGACUAACGGCCAGUCACAGUGAAGCGGCAAACCUUUUUACAAAGUGAACCAGAAGCACUGCUAUACAUAUAAAUGUAUUUUUCCAGCUAGAUAUGGGGUUAAAAAGCUUAUUUAAAACUCUAAUGGCACAUGGUAGGAAAACCUGAGGGUAUGCCAAUUUAUAGAAACUUUUCUCGAGCACAGUUGAACUCUUUUUACACAUACUGUAUUUCUUCACUUGACAGGUGGCAUUGCUACAAUAUCACAAUGCACUAUUUUUACGUUACAUGUAAGAUAGUACUGUUUUAUUUGUUUUUGUUUUGUUAGAGGGCAGAAUCUAUCAGGUCAACUCAGGGUAUAUAUUGUGAAUUAUACAUUAAGUCAAGUACUCACAGGUGACUGGUUUUCGAUGUGAUGCUAAGGGCUGGGUUUAAGAAGCCAAAUUAAGAAGCACCUCUAUAACUUGAGCAGCUGCAUUAAAUCUGUGAUAUUCGCAAUGGUUCAAAAGGAAGCAGUAACAUAGCAUUAAUGGGUAAACACUGUAUCACCUAACUAUGAAAAUAUUACAGCUUACCUUUUGAAAACACUCAUUGUUAAUAGAAAUGGUAAGCACAGUUAUUUCCCAUUGUUUCCGGCUAGGACUGUUUCAUUCUCAUAAAGUCUAGCCUAAUAGAGUCUAACCUUUGAGGAGGAAGCCCCUUGUCAGUCUUGUUUGAUUGUCUGUGUCCCAUGUAUCAGAACACUUAUUU
This is a messenger RNA of Chanos chanos (milkfish), 4379 nucleotides long. RefSeq names its product phospholipase C, beta 4a (gene plcb4a). The transcript is spliced from 38 exons. The record is from RefSeq and is a predicted model, not a curated record. NCBI's taxonomy places the organism in Eukaryota, Metazoa, Chordata, Actinopteri, Gonorynchiformes, Chanidae. Bases 60 to 3698 code for a protein of 1212 amino acids. Gene Ontology annotation, biological process: phosphatidylinositol-mediated signaling; lipid catabolic process; release of sequestered calcium ion into cytosol. Gene Ontology annotation, molecular function: calcium ion binding; phosphatidylinositol-4,5-bisphosphate phospholipase C activity.